AUGAGUCUCGGGGAGGUCACGGACCUGGGCCCCGUGCCCGACGGGGUCUCCGCGGGGCACGGCGGCGCGCAUCCGGGCCGCGCCAUGGCGGGACUCGGCUGCUUUCGGACUCUGCUGAGCGCCAUCCUCGCAUUCUUCCGCUCGAUGCUCGCCGGCUACAAGAGGAUGGACGAGGCGGCGUUGGCGGCGUCGGCCACGACGACGACGGCCGCGGGACCCCAGCAGCAGCAGCAGGUCGCGUGCAAGGUGCUGGCAGACUCGCCCAUCAAACUGGGCCUCCUCCCGCACAACCUGGGUCUCGUAGCGGGGCUGCUGGACAAGGUCCGCCUACAGGUGCCAGGGGUGAUGGUGGCCGCUCGUGCCGAGGCGGUAGCGCCGCCGCCGCCCGACCUCCCCGUGUCCCCCGCGUCUCCGCUUCUCGCCGCAGCGCCCUCUCCUCCGGAGUCGCCUCCUCUGACCCCGAUCCAGGAGCCGCGCUCCUCUCUCCCCUCCUCGUCCCGCUCCCCGCCCGACUACGUGCUGGUGCCCUGCACCCCGGCGGCCCCCUUCGCGGGGUCCGCCACGCGCGCCGCGGGGGCUCCGGCGCACGGUUUCGCAUCGGCCCCCGCCCGGACCGCGGGGCCUGGCCCCGCGUGCGGGGUCACCGCGGGAGGCGGAGCGGGGGAGCCUCCCGUGGCCCCGGGGGCCGCGGCGAGCGCGGAGGCCCAGAGCGAGGGGCUGCCCCCAGGGUGCCCAGAGGUGACGCCACAUCAUCAGCAGCAUAAUCACAAUCAGAAUAAUCACCAACAGCAGUGGUAUCGACAUUGUGAGCAACAGCAGCCGGUGCUUGUCAGUGACCUUCAACUGCAGCAGCAGGAUUAUCAGCAGCAGCAGCAGCAGCAGGACCAUCAGCACCAUCAGCACCAUCAGCACCAUCAGCAGCAGCAGCAGGAGCAGCAGGGGUGCCUUGGGGAGCGCCUCCGAAGCUGCCCCCCCACCGGCGCGCCCCCCACUGCGGCAGGAGUCGCGCGCGGCAGCCGUCGAGUCCACUUCGCGGACGUGCGGGGCCUGGAGUUGGUGAGCGUGCGCCUCUUCCACGACCACGAAGACGACGUCGACGACGACGACUUCGAUUACGGAGGAGGCGGCGGCGGUGGAGGCUGCGGCGGCGGCGGCGGCUCGUGCGGGCCGGGCGAUCGCAGCGUCCGCGCGCGCCUCUUCGCCCAACUCUGCCUCGCCGCCUUCCCCAGAUUCGACGCGGACGACGAUGACGACGAUCUUAACGAUGAUGACGAUUACGAGUAUUACGAUGAAGAUGAUGACGACGGUGAAGAUGCCGCCGCCGCCGCUACUGUUGCUGCUCAGCUAGCGGAAGACGACGAAGAGACGAGGAGGAGGAGGAGAUGCGACGGUGGCGGCACGGAUGACGACGAGCGGGGAAGCGGCAACUCGCUGCUGGUGACCGGCGGCGGUGGUGGCGGUGGCGCUGGGUCGGCCCGGGUCGCGCCCCCACCACCUCCACCACCCCCACCGCCUCCACCACCACCACCGCCGCCGCCACUCUUAACUCCGGGCGCGCGUCCGGAUUUCCUUGAGCGCGUGCGUGCCCAGAGCGUGUGCCUGGAGCGCGUGCGGGCCACGUGCGGCGGCGGCGCCCGCGGCUGCGUGCGGGUGCUCAACUUGUCCUUCGAGAAGCGCGUGCUCGUGCGCCACUCCUUCGACGACUGGGCCACGUGCGCGGACGCCGACGCGCGCUACGCUCCGUCCGCGGCCAACCCGAGUCAGGGUCAGGUUCAGCAGAGCGCGGGUCGGGGUCCCGGGAGGGCUCCGCCGCCGGACGGGGGCUACACGGACCGCUUCACCUUCCGCCUGGAGCCGCCGCGCGGCUCCCGCCUGGAGCCCGGCGCCGCCCUGGAGCUGGCGGUCUGCUACCGAGUGAACGGCGCCGAGUUUUGGGACAACAACGGCGGAAGGAACUACCGCGUGCGCUGCCAGCGAGCCAAGGUGUCCCCGACUCGCGAGACGGAUAACGGCUGGGUCCGCUUCGUGUAGCCGCCACCACCGACUCCCCCCCCCCCCCCACCCAGGGUCCUCCCCCGAGUGGGUCCGCCCCGGUCAGAAUGGACGCACGCAUUGGACUCCCCCGGCUCUCGAGAGAAGCGAGGGCCUCUCUGGGCGACCUCGCGCCACGUCUUCUCGCAGUCUUUGUCGUCGUCUGCUGCUGCUGCUGCUUCUUCCUGCGCGUGGCUUCUGUAAGCCGAGCCACGCGAGAGUCGUCCGUGCCCAGGCGUCACAGCCCAAGCACAGCAGGCGUGGGAGGUCCAAUGGGAGUCUCAGAGAAGCUGCUGCUACUGAUGAUGAUGGUGCUGAUGGUGGUGCUGGUGGUGCUGAUGGUGGUGGUGGUGGUGGUGAUGGUGGUGCUGAUGCGGUG
This is a messenger RNA of Petromyzon marinus (sea lamprey), 2410 nucleotides long. NCBI's taxonomy places the organism in Eukaryota, Metazoa, Chordata, Hyperoartia, Petromyzontiformes, Petromyzontidae. The record is from RefSeq and is a predicted model, not a curated record.